Messenger RNA from Cladophialophora immunda, 1316 nucleotides. RefSeq lists its product as uncharacterized. The transcript has 5 exons. Gene Ontology annotation, molecular function: O-methyltransferase activity. NCBI's taxonomy places the organism in Eukaryota, Fungi, Ascomycota, Eurotiomycetes, Chaetothyriales, Herpotrichiellaceae. The record is from RefSeq and is a predicted model, not a curated record. The coding region runs from base 18 to 1175 and encodes 385 amino acids.
CGCUCUGUCUCACCAUCAUGGAAGCCAUAGUCGAUCAAAUACAAUCCCUGGCGAAGGGCGCCGGCGAGGCAGAGAAGUCUCGCAUCCUCGAUACACUGCUGCGUCUCCAACGAGAACUUGAAUCACCAAUGGAUGUCAUUAUGAGGAUAUUCAAUGCGCAAAUUUCUCUCUCGGUAACCUAUGUCGCAGUGGAGCUUGGCCUCUUCCGGAAGUUGACCGAUUCUGGUUCGACUUCGGUCAGCGGGUCUCAGUUGGCUACAGAAACCAAGGCAUCCCCGGAUCUGGUUGAACGCAUCCUCCGAUACCUGGCAUCUGCCGGCUUCCUCGACAACCCGGGCUCAGGUGAAUAUCGACCCAACAACCUCACCUAUUUCCUGGCCAGUCCCGUCGCUGAUGCUGGUAUCGCCCAUGCCCUCGACACUUGCGGUCCUGCGAUCCAAGCCCUCCCGUCAUUCCUCGCUGAGACACAGUACCAAGACAUCAUUGAGAACACAAAGACACCGUUCCAGAAAGGGCACAAGACGAGCCUUGGGGCCUUUCAAUGGCUGUCUGAGCGCCCGAAGAACUUCCUUGCCCUUCAGCAGAUCAUGACCGCCAUUCAGUCCGCCGCCUGGCUCAACGGUCUCGAUGUGCUCAAUCAAGCUGCCCUGGACGUUCCGUCCGGAUCCGAGAGACCUUUCUUCGUCGAUGUGGGAGGUGGCCACGGCCACCAGUGUAAGCAACUGCUCGAUAAGCAUCCAAAUCUCCAUGGAAGUCUUGUCCUAGAGGAUCUCCCUCAGGCUAUUGACAAGUUGCCCCCAAUCGACGGGGUCAAAGUGAUUGGACAAGAUUUCUUCGAGAGGCAGACUGUUCGAGAUGCAAAGUUUUAUUAUCUUCGUCGGAUCAUGCAUGAUUGGCCCGAUACCGAGUGUCUCACAAUCCUAUCUCGUCUCUCCGAGGCGAUGGCGAGCGAUUCAAUCAUCCUGAUUGACGAGAUUGUCCUCCCCGAUGCAAACGUGCCGUGGCAGGCUGCGAUGCAGGAUAUGUCGAUGAAUAUCCUCUUCGCUGGCAAGGAGAGGACCCGCAAGCAAUGGGAGAGUUUAAUCACCACUUCGGGGCUGAAACAGAAGGAAAUUCGCACCUACAGCCUCUCGGCGUGUAGUUCCGUGAUUGUCCUGGAAAAAAGCGUUGGAUGAUUGUAGCAAGCUGCGUUGCCGUCUUGAGGACUUAUCCAGUCAAUAGGUAGAAAUAGGCAUGGCAUUAGUUAGCGCCACUACUAUCUCAACUGAAGAAAAGAUGGUGGGGAAUGGAACUCCUUGUAACUGUGAGGUAAAGGC